Messenger RNA from Haliotis rubra (blacklip abalone), 2026 nucleotides. RefSeq names its product acidic mammalian chitinase-like. Gene Ontology annotation, cellular component: extracellular region. The transcript is spliced from 9 exons. Gene Ontology annotation, molecular function: chitinase activity; chitin binding. Lineage: Eukaryota; Metazoa; Mollusca; Gastropoda; Lepetellida; Haliotidae. The coding region runs from base 133 to 1176 and encodes 347 amino acids. The record is from RefSeq and is a predicted model, not a curated record. Gene Ontology annotation, biological process: carbohydrate metabolic process; chitin catabolic process.
GUAGCUAUUAAUAGCACAAAUAACGCGACAGUGAAUUCCCCGUCUAACGCGGAAGUGUUUCUCUCUAGUUCUGAAAUCAUUUGGGCAAAUCUCAUUGGGAAUUACACAUAUAGUGCGACUCAUGGAGCCGACAUGAUGAAAAUACGUGACUGUGGUGAGCGGAUCUGGACCGGUGUAUGGCUGUGUACCUUUAUUGCAGCAUGCUGCGUAGCUACAGCUGCAGGCGGCAAGACGUUUGUUUGCUACUACCAGCCGAGUGCACGUGUACCAAUCGCCAGGAUUCCAGCAGACCUCUGCACGCAUGUCGUAUAUGCCUUCGCUGAAGCCUCCAAGAACGGCAUUAUUCCAGCGCACACUGCCGACCUCGCAAAGUUCUCAGAGAUGGUUGCGCUGAAGAAGGUCAAUCCCAACCUGAAGGUGCUGGUAUCUCUUCAAAAUGGGUUCCCAGCGGUAGUGGAUGGAGGGGUCGCUGCCAUGGAAACAUUUGCAAAAGGUGCCGGCUCAUUUCUACGGAAACUGAAACUUGACGGUGUUGACUUUGACUGGGAAUUUCCAAGCAGAACACAGAAAGACGGUUACAUGAAACUGAUAUCAAUUUUCAGAAAGACCAUCAAUGACGAGGCGAAACUGAACGGGACAGCCCCUUUGCUGCUCACCAUGGCUCUGUCCAACAACAGAUAUAUAGCGGGUUGGGCUUACGAUAUGUCUGUCCUCACUCAAAAUAUCGACUUCGCCACAGUGAUGACGUAUGAUUUCCACGUCUUCAAUGCCAAGCACGACAAUGUCACCGGUUACAACAGCCCGCUUGUGGCCCCCAAGGGCGAGAUCCCGUACCUGUCGACUGAAGGCAUGUUGAACUUCUACAUGAAAGCAGGUCUAGAACGGUCCAAGAUCUUGAUGGGGGUGCCGGCAUAUGGAAGAUCCUACACACUGGCUGACAGUUCCAAGCACGGACUUCACGCACCUGCUGUUGCACGUGGAGCACCUGGACCAGCAAUCCACGUGCAUGGUGUCUACAUAUACCAGGGCAUUUGCAUGGCGCUAAAGUCCGGGGCGACUAGGGUAUGGGAUGCCACCGCUGGUGUUCCAUACUUGUACAACAACACGGCAUGGGUGUCGUAUGACGAUGAGCAGAGCAUCAAAGGAAAGUGUAAUGGGCUGUGUCGUCGAACCUAGGUGGGAUCGGGGUGUGGUCCCUCACCCUAGAUGACAUCACGGGUACCUGUACGGGGGAAAGUUUCCCGCUUCUGCGCACCAUCAAAUCCUGCUUGGGUUGAUUCUUCCAGAACCCUUUGCCCCUGUGGUGUUCAAGUGUAGUUUAACCAAAUAAUAUUGUCAUAUGCAACAAUAUCCUUUUGACAUGGGAUGCUCCAUGAACAGAUCUGAUAUUGUUUUUGGCUGGAUUUUUCAAGAUGGAAAUAUAGAUUAAAACACAAAUACUCCUGUAAUUGGUUACUUUGAAAAUGGUUACUUUACCGUGGUGGUAUAUUGCUAUUUUACACGGGUUAAUCUACAUUACCACCAUUCUUCUCACCUAAGAUGCGUUAUAUUUUUACACAGCAAUGCAUUUUACCCACUUGUUCUACGCUUGUAUACCCAUUAUUAAUAAAUUGAGAACCUGAAUAACUAGCUUACAUUUUCAUUACCUUCAUAAGAGUUUCAGGUUCCUGUGCCUCCUAAAUGAACUGGAAACAAGGAUUAAAACCUUCGCCUCCAGGUUGUCAUUUUUGUAGUUAAUGCCAUUUGUUUGAUCGAGUGGUCAGGUUUGGUGUUCUGCUGGGCGUUGCUCGAUAUAUCAAUCACGUGUUUGUCUUGUCCAAACUCGAAUUCUGUAAAAGCUUAAUGCUAAUUUGGUAAUUUAGAUAAAACUUUAUUCCUGAGUAAUCUGGUGAACCAAACACAAACAAAUAAUGCCACAUUCUGUUGACUUCAUCCCCGGACUACUUGGAUAACCUCCCGUCCUUCAUCCUACCCAGUAAUGUUCAUAAACACAAUGUUCCUUCAAAAUAAAUUUACAUUGAAAACA